Molecule: messenger RNA, 1678 nt
Organism: Papaver somniferum (opium poppy)
Lineage: Eukaryota; Viridiplantae; Streptophyta; Magnoliopsida; Ranunculales; Papaveraceae
Product: palmitoyl-protein thioesterase 1-like
Exons: 12
Coding region: 430-1428 (332 amino acids)
Cellular component (GO): intracellular membrane-bounded organelle
Molecular function (GO): thiolester hydrolase activity
Source: RefSeq, a predicted model, not a curated record
AACCCCCUGUUUGGAUCCUUCCAACAUUUGAGGAGGACCAUUAGCCUUUUUGAAGGCCUUAAAAAAAAAAAACUCUUCUCCAUUCCACCAUUUUCUUUUUCCUGAGCAAUCAUUUAUGAAUCCCAACACUCCCAACUACCUACUGGUCUCUUAUCUCACUCUAACUCACCUCAACAAGUGCGCCUGUUUGACAUUACCAACAAGCAACAGCUAAUCCAUUCGGUAUCUCAGCUUUGCGUGUUUUAUCUGGAAAUUCAUAUGGUUGAAUGAAGUGGAGUCAUGGACUAUAAAAGACAAUACCACUACAUCAAAUAAAAAUCCAGCACCACCAAAAAGUUCUUGGAGAUAAAAAUAAAAAUCCAAAAAAAUAAAAACCCCUUGAUUCUCGCAAACAUUCAGGAGCUUUGUUCCAGAACAGAAUCCACGACGAUGAUUGGCCGGCAGUUAUCUAUCAUCGUCUUAGCAUUUGUCUUCUUCAUCUCCUUAAUUCCUUCUUCAUCUUCUAUUCCUUUCAUUGUAUUGCACGGCAUUGCGGACAAAUGCUCCAGUAAAGGUGUUUCACAGUUCACCCAGCUUUUGAACAACUGGUCUGGCUCUAAAGGGCAUUGCAUAGAAGUUGGAAAUGGAGCAUGGGAUUCCUGGUUUAUGACACUUCAGGAACAGACAGAAAUCGUUUGCAAAAAGGUGAAGAGUAUGAAAGAGCUCAAGGAUGGUUAUAACAUUGUUGGGCUUUCACAGGGGAGCUUGAUAGGAAGAGGUGUUCUUGAAUCUUGUGAUGGAGGUCCUCCUGUUAAAAAUUUCAUCUCCCUAGCAGGGCCUCACGCCGGUACUGCUUCUGUGCCACUGUGUGGAUCUGGCAUCAUGUGCAUUAUAGCAGACAACUUAAUCAAGCUUGAGAUUUACUCUGAUUAUGUGCAGACCAAAUUGGCACCCAGUGGAUAUCUUAAAAUUCCCACUGAUAUACCUGCAUAUUUAAAAGGAUGCAGAUUUCUACCGAAACUUAACAAUGAACUCCCUAACCAGAGAAACUCAACUUAUAAGGAACGAUUCACCAGCUUGCAGAAUUUGGUGCUUAUCAUGUUUCAGAAUGAUACAAUUUUGAUACCAAAGGAGACCUCCUGGUUUGGAUAUUAUCCUAAUGGAGCUUUUGAUCCAAUUUUGCCUCCUCAAGAAACGAAACUCUACAUUGAAGACUGGAUUGGUUUGAGAACCUUGGAUGAAGCUGGGAAGGUUAGAUAUCUUAGUCUACCCGGUAAGCAUCUUGAAAUAUCACAACGUGAUAUGAAGAAAUAUGUUGUGCCCUACUUGGAGGACAAGGCUUUAACAAACACGAAAAUAGUAGAAUCAUAUAAAUGGGCCUCCUCAAUCUGGACAGCAGUUGGAGAAUUGAUUGGUCUCUCAGAAGAUAGACCACUGCUUCAUAAAUGAUACAGAAUGAAAUAUUUGUUUGAUUAUGCUACAGUUGCUACACCAACAAAAAAUAGAUUGCAACAACUUUGAACCAGAGGAUUACACCAAAAAGAAAACAAAAUAAGAAAGGAAGUGUGCAGCAUUUGGACAGCAAGUUGCACACAGAAGAAGAAAAAUAGAGCAAAUAAGGUUUGCAGUCAUAGGCAUUAUCAGAUAUCUUCACUGUACAGUCAUUUUAAAUUGAUAUUCCAUUCAGAGCUUCCUGACA